Messenger RNA from Oreochromis aureus, 2887 nucleotides. Its product is annotated as lissencephaly-1 homolog B-like. The record is from RefSeq and is a predicted model, not a curated record. NCBI's taxonomy places the organism in Eukaryota, Metazoa, Chordata, Actinopteri, Cichliformes, Cichlidae. The transcript is spliced from 11 exons. The coding region runs from base 428 to 1660 and encodes 410 amino acids. Gene Ontology annotation, molecular function: protein binding.
GCGACCGUUAGCUGGGCCGGGCGAAUGCGGCGGUACCAAGAGGAGAAAAAUCUGACCGUCCGUGCCGGGUGAUGCGAAAAGUCCCAUUAUCACAUCAAAACCAGGGUAUUCCGUCGCAUGCUCGGGCCAGGAAAGAAGAUAUGAGAAUGAGAUUUGCCUAAUGGUGAUGGGCUCAUCUGUUCAGUGAGAUAGAUUUGGACCUUUGAGAACUCGUGGAACCUGAUCCUGACAUUUGGGUGACGGCAGUAUCUCCAGAUCAUCUUGCUCUGCCCGUCACCUUUACUUUCCCCACCUUUGCACCUCUGGAGGAGAAACUUCUCUGAGGGAUCGGACUCCUCACCACCACACACUUACGAGCCAGACUUCCCCCUCCCCUCCCACAUCACCUCAUCCUCACCUCCCUGAGAGGGAGUGAACAGCAGCCACCAUGGUGCUGUCACAGAGACAAAGAGAUGAACUAAACCGGGCCAUAGCUGACUAUCUUCGUUCCAAUGGCUACGAGGAGGCAUAUUCCACUUUCAAGAAAGAAGCAGAGUUAGAUAUGAAUGAAGAAGUAGAUAAGAAGUAUGCAGGGCUGUUGGAAAAGAAGUGGACCUCGGUUAUCAGAUUACAGAAGAAGGUGAUGGAAUUGGAGUCAAAAUUGAAUGAGGCUAAAGAGGAGAUGACACACGGAGGGUCUGUGGGCCAGAAGCGCGACCCCAAAGAGUGGAUCCCUCGCCCCCCAGAGAGAUACGCCUUGAGUGGGCACCGUGCUCCGGUCACGCGUGUUAUAUUCCACCCCGUGUUUUCAGUCAUGGUCACAGCUUCUGAGGAUGCUACCAUUAAGGUGUGGGACUAUGAAGCAGGGGACUUUGAGCGAACCCUCAAAGGCCACACAGACUCUGUGCAGGACAUCUCCUUUGACCAGUCAGGAAAACUUCUGGCUUCAUGUUCAGCUGAUAUGAGCAUCAAACUUUGGGAUUUUCAGGGCUUUGAGUGCAUUCGAACAAUGCAUGGCCACGAUCACAAUGUGUCAUCUGUAGCUAUUAUGCCAAAUGGUGACCAUAUAGUAUCUGCCUCCAGAGAUAAGACUAUCAAGAUGUGGGAGGUGGCCACUGGGUACUGUGUGAAGACAUUUACAGGCCAUAGGGAGUGGGUGAGGAUGGUGCGUCCCAAUCAGGACGGCUCGUUGAUUGCCAGCUGCUCCAAUGACCAGACGGUGCGCGUCUGGGUGGUUGCCUCAAAGGAGUGUAAAGCUGAGUUGCGGGAACACGAACAUGUGGUAGAGUGCAUCGCUUGGGCCCCCGACAGCGCUCACCCCACCAUCCUAGAAGCUACAGGCUCAGAGAAUAAGAAGAGUGGAAAACCUGGGCCUUUCCUGCUCUCUGGCUCCAGAGAUAAAACGAUCAAGAUGUGGGAUGUGAGCAUCGGGAUCUGCCUCAUGACUCUGGUGGGACAUGACAACUGGGUGCGCGGGGUAUUGUUUCACCCUGGAGGAAGAUUCAUAGUGAGCUGUGCUGAUGACAAGACCAUUAGGAUCUGGGACUACAAGAACAAACGCUGCAUGAAGACCUUGAGUGCCCACGAACACUUUGUUACCUCUCUUGAUUUCCACAAGACUGCUCCCUACGUGGUGACGGGCAGUGUCGAUCAGACAGUCAAAGUGUGGGAGUGCCGCUGAGAUUGCCUCAAUCACCCCCAACCUCCACCCCUAAAGCCCAACCCUGUCCUGCACCCUCUUCCUUGUGCCCACCCCCAACCCUCUGCACUUCAAACCAUAGUAGACCAAGGCCGCUUUCCCCUCUCCUCGCUGCCCUCCCCCCCCCUCCUCCCCUACAUCGGUCCAGCCCUAUUAAGAUGACUAUUGUCCUUUUGUGUAAAUUAUUCUGGAUGUAGGGUACGCUUAAUAAAUGUCACGCAAUCUCUGACACAUAAACACACUCAAAAAAAAAAAACAAACAAACAAGAAGUAUCCUUGCAUGGUUAAUCCAACAAAAAAAAAAUUUCUCUACUGUUAAAUUUGCAUACCGUUCUCAUGACUUCCUGUCGGGUCAAAGGGUAAAUAUCUGUGUGCUGGCUUAGGUGGGUUCUGGUUAACUGACAGUGCACGAAUACCAAUAGCACCUCUUUGUUGGAGGGGUUUAGUUUAAUUUUAUUUUACUCCAUGCCGCCAUUGUUGUGUGGUCUGUCACUGUGUGGUUGGUGAUGGAGAAAGUGUGAGGGAGGUGGGGAAAAGUGGAGCCUGUCCAGGAGACGACGCUGACAAUGAAGAUGAAAAACUGAAGCAGGCUGCGGCUCCCUAGUUGAAUCUCAUGAGUUUUGUUUUGUUUUUUGUUUGUUUUUUUGUGCGAGUGCACAUGUACGUGUGUGUUUACGUCGUGUGAGUGCGCGUGUGUGUUUGUAUGUCACGACAGGAGAAUCUCUCCAGCGUCUCUGCUCUGAUGGUCAGAGGAGAGAGAGGAGGCAAAGCUUCUCACCCGCUGUGUUCAUUCAUGCCGCUUUCAUCUCUUUUAACAAACUUGCUUUCUAGUAGACACUCACAGGACCUUAAUGAUCCAUAAGCUGCUGAGAGCACAGGCACACAGCCCAUAGCGAGAAGUGUGUUUAACAGAGGAAAAUAAGCCGGCUCACCUUUUUCUUCCUGAGGUUUGUGCGUGUGUGUACGUCGCCCUGGAGAAAUCGCCCAGUGCCCUCUUUUUUGCUCGCUAUCUCUGCCUUGUUAACCCACUGAGGGCUCCCUCACACGGGAUUUUCAUUCUGCUUUCUGUGGUCUCACUGCUCUCUUUACACACACACAAACACACUCACAAACACUCACAAAUGCACAUACAUGCACAGUAAAAGUUGUGUAUCAAUAUAUCUGGAUGUCAUUGUUUGCAACAUAAUAAAGAAAAUUCUGUAAAUAUAA